GGCCAAAAAGCGAGAUACACACUAUGAGAUUUUUAGUAAGAGGCACAGCCUCUGUUAUAUCGAGAGAAAUUGAGAAACGCGUUGAGAUUUGUGGAGUUAUAGAGAUCAGGGUGAAAGGUUAAACAUUCUCACGAGUUUCCACAGACCCCCAUGGAUUUUUCUAACUCGGGUUUAUUGACGGUACGAGAACUAAUCCGCCGAGCGUUCCUACCAUGCAUGGCUAUAAUCGAGGCUUUGAUAUUCAAUAUGACCGAAUGCUUCAGUUUUCGUCGACGCGUCCAGAAAUAUCGAUUCAGGGACAAAGAUCUGGCACAGCUAGCUGGCGAAACAAGAUUUGCUGUUAAUGAAGUGGAGGCAUUGUCAGAGCUGUUUAAGAAAUUAAGUAGCUCAAUAGUUGAUGAUGGUUUGAUUCAGAAGGAGGAGCUUCAAUUGGCAAUAUUUCAUACCCCACAGGGAGAAAAUCUUUUCCUGGAUCGAAUGUUGGAAAUAUGUCAAACCACUUUAGUGAUGCAUUACCAACACUUGUAUCCUCUUGGACAUUUAUAUGCUGCAAUCCUUGCUGCCACCAAAAGGAACAAUCAGGUUUUCGAUCCUUUUCUUUUUGGCCUGAAGGUAUUUGAUCUUUUUGAUGAAAAGAGAGAUGGCGUUAUCGAGUUUGAGGAAUUUGUCCAUGCACUGAAUGUUUUCCAUCCUUAUGCCCCGGUAGAAGAAAAAAUUGAUUUUGCAUUUAGGCUAUACAAUAUAAGGCAAACUGGGUAUAUUGAACGAGAAGAAGUCAAGCAAAUGGUUAUGGCCAUCUUGAUGGAAUCUGACACGAAUCUGCCACAUGAGUUUGUUGAAGCUAUUGUUAACAAGACUUUUGCUGAUGCUGAUAAGGACAAUGAUGGUAGAAUUAGUAAAGAAGAAUGGACAGAUUUUGUGAGUCAAAAUCCAUCUCUUUUGAAGAACAUGACACUUCCAUACCUUAAGGAUGUCACCACUCUGUUUCCGAGUUUUAUUUUCGACACCAACAUUGAAGCUUGGGAAUAAGAAUGAUGUUGCGGCGAGAUAAAUUAGGUCACAACGGAUAGGUAAAGUCAUUGCUGCUACUCAUCAAUACCCAAUUUGGAGAUUUAUCAAAAAGUGUGAAGAAUUGGUUCUACUUUGUUGCAUAUUGGUGGUGGUAGGAAUGAAAUUAUUUUCAGCAAAAUGUGCGGGUGCCAGUAGGUGUGUCUAUGUGCGAUGGAUUAAUUAUUUAUAGGAGUGACAUAAGAAGUAAAAAUUUGUAAAGUUUUUUUUAAUUAAGAGAUGUACUUUAUCUAUUCAAUCGAGCGGAUUUAUUUUUGUAUAUCCAAAACUUUUAGGAAAAUUUUUGAGGUUUCGUUGCUGAUUCCUGUUAUAUUCAUGUACA
This is a messenger RNA of Prosopis cineraria, 1390 nucleotides long. RefSeq names its product calcineurin B-like protein 10. The transcript is spliced from 10 exons. The coding region runs from base 151 to 1029 and encodes 292 amino acids. Gene Ontology annotation, biological process: calcium-mediated signaling. Lineage: Eukaryota; Viridiplantae; Streptophyta; Magnoliopsida; Fabales; Fabaceae. The record is from RefSeq and is a predicted model, not a curated record. Gene Ontology annotation, molecular function: calcium ion binding; kinase binding.